AUGAACGUGCCCCUCGUCUGUGACUACGGCUCAGGCUUCAGCAAGGUGGGCUUCUCGGGCACAGAGGCCCCCCGAGCCGUGUUCCCCACCAUCCUCGGGAAACUUCGACACGACAAUUUGUUGGUGGGGAUGGAAGAGGAAGACUGGUUCAUCGGAGACGAGGCUCAGAAAAGGCGAGGGGAGCUUAACCUGCAGUAUCCUGUCGCCCGGGCGACCAUCACUAACUGGGACGACAUGGAGAAGAUCUGGCAUCACUCCUUCUACCAGGUGCUCUGCGUUGCCCCCGAGCAGCAUCCUCUGAUGGUGACUGAGCCACCCUCAAACCCGAUGUCCAGCAAGGAGAAGAUGUCACAGAUCCUGUUUGAGACCUUCAACGUGCCCGCCCUGCACUUAGCCAACCAAGGAGUCCUUUCUCUCUACGCCUCGGGCCAGACCUCUGGAACAACUAUUGAAUCUGGAGAAGGAAUGACAUACUUUGUGCCUAUCAUUGAUGGCUGUCCUCUGCAUCAGUCGACCAUCCAGAUGGACAUAGCGGGCCAAGACCUAACAUUGUACCUCUUGCAACUAUUGACAGACAGUGGGCACUCGCUGGUGAGCAGAGGUGACUGGGAGUACAUCCGGGACAUAAAAGAAAAAUGCUGCUACGUGGCUUCGGACUUCAAGAAGGAAAAAGUGAAAGCCAGAUCUCCUUCCUACGCACGGAAGUUUCAGCUGCCCGACGGCCAGGAGAUCACCCUGGGGUCGGAGAAGUUCCUCUGCCCCGAAGGGCUUUUCCAGGCAGACCUCAUGGGGAGAAACAGCCUGGGCAUCCACAUGAAGGCCUUCCAGAGUGUCAGCUCCUGCAGCCCUGCCCUCUGGAAGAUUCUCUUCGGCCACAUGGUUCUGUCUGGCGGCACCGGCUGCUGUCCCGGCCUGUGCUUCCGGCUGCAGAGGGAAAUAGCCACCCUGGUGUCCCCCACCAUCAGCGUGAAGGUGUCCAGCUGCCCCUCUUCCAUACACAGCGCCUGGCUGGGCGGCUCCAUCCUGUGCUCGCUGUCCACCUUCAAGGACAUGUGGGUCACCAGCAAGGAGUACAAGGACAUUGGUGCCUCUAUCGUCAGGAGGAGAACCUUCUAA
Messenger RNA from Enhydra lutris kenyoni (northern sea otter), 1116 nucleotides. Its product is annotated as actin-85C-like. The coding region runs from base 1 to 1116 and encodes 371 amino acids. The transcript has 8 exons. The record is from RefSeq and is a predicted model, not a curated record. NCBI's taxonomy places the organism in Eukaryota, Metazoa, Chordata, Mammalia, Carnivora, Mustelidae.